Messenger RNA from Megalopta genalis, 8500 nucleotides. RefSeq lists its product as uncharacterized. The record is from RefSeq and is a predicted model, not a curated record. Gene Ontology annotation, molecular function: nucleic acid binding; zinc ion binding. NCBI's taxonomy places the organism in Eukaryota, Metazoa, Arthropoda, Insecta, Hymenoptera, Halictidae.
UUAACGCGAGCAUGUGAACGGAUCUCGAGACUCGAAUUUUCGAUUCGGAACAUCUAGUAAGAAUUAGCAUACGCAGCAGAGAUAAUUGCGGAGGUUGAAUUUAAUUUUCGACGAGAAGAUCGUGUUGCUUGUUUGCACGAGAUUUUUUAUGAAAGCGUGGUUCGUUGAUUCGUGCUCGUCGUUUAAUCCAUCGGUCGGUCGCGCCUGCCUCUGCUUGCUGCCGCGAAUGUGGAUACUUCACGGUGCGCCGUGCUGCUACUGCUGCUGCCGCCGCUGUGCGUUUGAUGUGCUCACCACGGCUAAUCGUUCUCGAUUUCUGACGAGACUUGUACAUUCGUGAACGGUUUGGAACAGUUUAUAGUUCGUUAUUGUGCCAGGCCCCGCCGUGAUUGUCACUUGAUAGCAACACCCGAGGCGCCAAAGCUGUCCGCAUCGGCGCUUUCUUCAGCCCAAGUGGUAUCAAUGUUGUCUGGCAAUGGUGUGUAAGGAGAACGUGGUAUCAUGGUUUGGGAAUCUGUCCAGUUAUAAACGUAUCGAUGUCAUGUGCACGUUAUUAAAUAUGUGCCUGCCAUUUGAAGUACGAUACCUUGGCACUUGUGUCGAGGAUAUUGGCAAGCGGGAUUACAACGACCUCCGUGACACAGAACAUCAUGCAAAUAGUGCCUCUGAUCUUGCGGAGCUGACAACCUUAGGAGUAGCAGAUAAACGCACAAGACGGAAACUUGCUCUCUACAUGGCAUUAUUACAUUCAUGUAAUUAUGCAUGUGCUGUGAUCUUAUACAAGAACCUGUCAAAUUUUGACUAUCAAGAGAUCUCUAACCUACUAAAUGGGACCACCAUCUCACCGGAUGACCAACCACUGGAGGAGCUGCUCUUACUGUAUACAAUGGCUUUAAAUCAUCCAGCAUUUACAUAUGAGCAGAAAAGUAUAUUUGGCAACAUUUAUAUGAAACUGCAAGAAGAGGAAUCUCGUUUGAAUCUUUCAAAGUCUAAUUCAUCCUACAAACAGGCACAAGGGUGCUCACCAUGUAUGAGUACAAAUGAUAGAUUGAUGGACAAUGAAGUACAGGGUAGUUGCUUGAUGGCACCUCCCCCAAUGCAAACCUACCAUGGAGAUAUGACAAUGAGAAAUAAUACUAUGGUAACUGGAGUUCCCCCGGGUUUAUCAAUGCCUCCACCUGGAUUAUGUUUACCAACACCAGAGCAAAUGCCAAUCAGAUCGGGUGGUGGAGCACAAUAUGUUCACCUUGGCUUUUCAUCAAUAAAUCAUAUGCCGCCAUGGACAGGUCAGGUUAUGAUGGGGAAUCAACUGAUGUAUCAUACUGGCGACAUGUUGGCUUAUCCACCUUCCCCCUUAGUCAGCCGUCAAUCGUCGCCAUCCCAGUCUCGAUCUCCUAGUCGCAGUAAUUCCCCAAUGAGUCGCAGGAAUAAUACAAUGCCGCGGACCUCUUCACAAGUGACUCAGUCUACUUCAAACACCUUAACGUCAACGAGUGCCUCUAACAGUCAAACUAGCAUCUCCAGUUCAAAUGCCAAUUCCCUUCCGCCACUUCCUGCACUUGGUACGAGCAGGAGUCAUCCUAGUCAACCUCCAUUGCUGCCAUCACGUUCUGUUCCCUUGCCAAUUAGUAGUUCUACCACCUUCUCACGGCACAAUAGCAUAGAAAAUGCCUCUUCUACCUUAAUUCCGGCAGCAGCACAAUCUAAACAACCACCACCACCACCACGAUUGAGGUCGUCAACAUCUGGUGACUCUUUACGAGAAACGUUAGGGAAAGAAAUGCCAAACUUCAAAGGCAAUUUGCAGAAUUUUUCUCUUGACGAGAUUCGAAGGAUGAGCGAUGGAGAUUUGAGGGAAAUAGGAUUGACACCAAAUGCAGUGGGACAACUACGAAGUAUAGUGAAGAGCCAAACAAGUAAUGGUUUAAAUCAAAUUACCAGCGACAAAAAAUUGGACAAUACUAGUAAUGCAGCACAUGCAACUAUGGAUUCAUUCGAAAAUGAAGCUAUGUCAGGGACGGAGAUGAUGAAUGAUAAUGGAAAUCAAAGUAGUAAGUCUAUACCAUUACAGGAACAGCAUCCAGCGAUGCAUCAUCAUCAUAAUCAUGCGGCCACUCCUAAUUUACGGCGAUAUCCUACUAUGCCACCAUUAGAACCUGCGCAAAUACAAAUGUAUCCUGCACCGCCCCCGAUGUAUGCUGCACAAAAUGCACCGUGUUACGCCUGUCUUACGUUACCUGUUGCUGGGGUACAAAAUCGAUACUCGAGGUGCAAUGCACAUGUGUAUUGUCUGACGCAGUUACAAGCCUUAAACUUAGAUCCUGAGAGCAGUAGGCACUGUUCGCAGAGCAGUAGUUCCGAUAGUACUGGUAGUAGAUCUCCGCCAGAAACUCCUCCGGCAGCACCGUGGGUGAGCGGAAGCGAGAGCAAUGCACCAUCAGUUACAGAUCACCUUAGCUCUGCACCAGUGCAUUCUACGAGCGCAGUAUCACAUCCAGCACCUCAACAACCUAUACAAUCGGGCGCGGAAAGGCAACGUAAAAGAAAUCCGGCGUCGCACGUGAUGCGUCACAAAAGUCAAAUGGUGAACGGCGGUGGACCACCGAACUUAUCUCAAUGCGUUUCCUUUCCCGCACCUCCAUCGCAUUCGCAGGUCGCGUAUUUGCCGCACGGUCAUUUCUCCACUUUGAGACCGAGCAGUGGUAUUUACUCUAAUUUCUCACAUGGACCGUAUGCAAGGCCAGCUUAUCCGACCACGUAUCAACCAAAUGGAGAAAUGAUGUACCAAUAUCCUGGACAUCCACCUUCAGGAGGAACACCCCCACCUCCGCCAAAUGCUGCCGCAACACCUGUACAGGCACCGUAUAUACCACCAACUCCGGUUGUUACGUACGCACCAGCUGCCGUCCCACCUACGAAAAUCUCGUGUUAUAACUGUGGCAGUAGUAAUCACGUCGCAGUUGAUUGUAAAGAUCAAACAAUGGAGGACAUUACCAAAAAAGCUCAGUACCGCCUAGACUACAGCGUAAUGAAACAACCUGGAGAGUGCCCAAGUUCCGAUAAGUGAUCCCCUGCUACAGACCAUUCAGCAAUUUACCACCAUCGUCAUUACCAUAAUUACUGUUACUAUCACUAUCAUUAUCAUUCCCAUUGCCACUACUACCAUGACCCCGCCACAGUAAUACAACCCAAGGGCCGUUCAAAAGAUGACUACUAUCGCUCCUUGUGCAAGUUUUCGGUGAUUUUUGUAGACAUCCCUUACAUUCAGGACGACGAUUUUUUAACAGAGGACGUUUCGCGAUUCACGGUACCAGGUAUACUUUUUACAAGUUCUUAUUUAUGAUAGAAAUUAUUCUUAACUAUGAUUGUAAAAAGAUGUGUAGUCGUCGUGUACAAAGGGGAAAGAUAACUAAAGGAAGCAUAACGCAGCAUCCGAUGUUAUUAUCUAUGUUUUUAGAAUACAUUUUGAAAGAUUUGUGUUAGGUAUUGACUCGCGUCUUUCCAAUGAUACCUAUUGGGCUACAUACCCCCUCCCCCCACCAAUCUCUCUCCCCCGUUUCUCUAGUAAACUAGCCAUAAACGAAAUGCAAAGAAAAAGAACUACGCAUUGUGCUCUGAUUAGGUGAAACUAUCACGUUUGACUAUAUUUAUCAUUGAUACUUUUACUUCUACUAGUAUGUCUACUAUCACACUAUUACUACUAUUACUCUUAAAACUAUUACUAUUACUUCUAUUAUCGCUACUGCGCCACGACGUUUUUAUGUGUAUAUAUUUUCUCAAUUCUUACGUGCGCAAUGUUUGAACGAAUGUAAUAAAAUACGAAUAGCAAGGAUGAAAUAAGGAUAAAAAGUUAGCAAAGAGCGAAUGCGUAUAUGAAAGCAAGGGAGAGAGCGAAAGAGAGCCAGAGUGAGUGAGGGAGACAUGUGUAGAUAGAUUGAGGGAGGAAAGAAAGAAUGAGAGAACAACAAACCAUAAGUGUUCGAUCAUUUAGCUGCCGUUGCGCUCCUGUGUGUAUAAAACUAUAAAUAUACGCCGCUCAUCACUCAUUUAUUAACUUACGGAUAGUUAGCUAAGUAACAAGUAACUCAUUCUAUUUAUACAAAAUAGUCAUGCAAUCACGUGCAACUUAAGCAAUUUUAUACGACUUUUAUUGAUCGCCCAUCUUUUUUAAGUGUAAGCUAAUGUGUUACAUGUGUUUAGAACCUUCUUAGUAAUUAAUGAAGAAUAAGAGAAAAAAAUCAGAAAAAAAGAGAGGAGGAAAAUAACAAUUCGAAUAUGUGCUAGCUGUUAGGUGUGAGUGGAGUGGCAAUUUACGUUGUACUCGCCUCGUCAACAAGUUGCUGCUGCAUUUAAACCGACUUUAAAAAGGACAAGAAUGUGACAUCCUUUAGCGUGUGCUAAUCAAACUGUAUAUUAGAGUGCAUAAUUUGACAAAAAUUUCGACUAGCCCCGAUAUCUACGAUGGUUCAAGCUGUUUAAUCGUAAGAUUCUCAAUAGUACGCACCUGAUCUAUGUGACGUAGAUCUUAGAUACCUAAUUAGUAUGGAAUGAAAAGUUAUACAACUGAUUGAGAAUGAAUACGUGUGAUUUUGAGUACGUAUGCAUUUAAAGAAACUUCCCUUCAAUAGUUUCCUGCUACAAAAAAGAGUUUCUGAAGUGUUCCUUUUGGUUGGUAAUGGAAUUGUUUUUCUUUCGGCAGCUAGUCAAUAGCCACGAAACAGAAUGUUUGGAUGAAAUUAUACAGUGAAAGUUGGAAGUUCGUGAUCUUUUUAAUUGUACACAACCUACUUUUCUUAUUCUUUUAUAAGUAAAUCUGUUUUUUUUUUCGUUUUCUUUGCUAUAGCGUGAAAAGUGUUUUCAUAACAAAGUAAACCAGGACAUUAACAAAAUUGAUCGAAUCAAAUUGCCAUUUGUUUAUAAACAAAAAAUCGUACAUCACUUUCAGAAUUAUUACUUAAGAUUCCGUUCUCGUUGACACGUCAAACAAACUUUCUGUUCAUUUUGUUUGAGAAACUUAAUAUAUUUACUGGAAGCUGGCUUGGACCUUAGGUGAUCUUUAGUGAAAGUGCCAUCUUUUUUCUGUAAAUAUCUAGUAUCUUUAUACCGGUCUACUGAACGCAAAGGUUGACAUUUCUCUUGUUACCAUUAGUAAAUAAUCGUUUCUUUAAAUCUACCUGAGAAAAGUUUCGAAGUGGCUGUGACCGAUGAGAAGUUCGUGAAAUUAUUGAAGCUCUAAAUGAGAACGUCUAUUUAACUCGAGAAUAAAAAGCAAAGUUUCCCGAUAUCUUUUAAGUGUUCAGUCCUCAAAUUUAGCGUCCAUUAUAAACUGCAGACUACGUGUGAGCAGAAUUUGAACGAAAAAGCCUCGUUUCUAUCAUGUCAUAAAUGUAAAUGUAUUGCUUGACAAAGACAACAGAAUAACGCCAUAUUUUUAUGAUUUCUUUUACACAAACAAUGUGUCUGAUAUAACGAUCUGUAUUUAAAUAGUGCGAAAUGAGAAGAGAAGAUUUAUAAAAUAACAAAUGGAAUCUAAAUUUGUGGGACAAACUAGAAGAGUGUAAUUUGAAUGGAAUUUACGUUUUCAAGCGAAUUUGAGUUUCAAAAACGAAAAAAUAUUAUUCGGCCAAUCAAUGUCGCAAAUACCGAUGAUUCUGCACUCAAUGAAAAAGUGAUAUAGCAGAUUUUCAAGCAGUAACAAAUUAUUGUUGACCAAGCGAUAUACCUUGAUGUUAUAGUCUGGGUAGUCGUGUUAUUGAAAGCAAUAGUAAUUCUUAAAAAUGCGCCACUUUAUUGCUGUUUGCUAACUGUUAAUGUUGCAAUAGUUAAAAAGUGCUUUUCACUAUAGUAUCAUUGGCAAUAAGAUGAGCGCGAUUUUUCUUGUCUUACUUGUUAAGCAAUAUUUCAUAGAGUAACAUCAACAUAGAUCCUUUCGAAGGAACAUGAUUGUAUAGUAUUAAUGUUGUAAGCAGCAUUAAGUGAAGUUCUGUACUUGCUGAUCAGCAAAUUGUACAUAAAAGGGAUACGCCGCUUUAGUGAUAAUGUCAUGCCUAGUGACACGAUACGUACGAAUGUUAAUUUGACUGAAACAAUUCUGUUGAAAAGAAGUAUAAGGGAUUACGGUUAUCAUUGUAUUAAUUAGAUUCAUUUCAUUGCAUUUAAUGGAUUUUAGUGUGCUCGUUUCAUCCGUUUCAACAUUUUUCAUUUUAUUUUUGUUUUCACUUGGAAAACCACCCUCCUUUUUUCAAAUUUCCGUUUUAGUGACGCCUUCCGCAUACAGCACGUUCUAUUAGGUUGGCCAUAAUGUCGUGUUGGAAUUUUCAUUUAAAUUUCAAUGAAAUUUCAGCAAUAGUAACUAUAAUGAAUUCCUUUUAAUGUAUACGUUGAAAUCUUAACAUUUGGACUGCGCACGUGCUUCGUCGAUUAUAAAUGAUCUUUUAUUAUAAGAACACCAGAAAUCUUUUACAAAAAAAUCCAGCAUUACUUGUUGUCCAUUCUAAUAUUUACCAUGAUAGAAAUGAUUGAGAAAUACAAGAUGUCCAACACAGCUGAGUUAAACUAUAGCUUUUGGAUGAUAAAAGUUGAGCUGAAGUUUCAUUAGCCACUUCACUUCAUUUUAAUUGAGCUAUAUAUCUUUUCAUGCACAAAUUGAUACAACUAUUUUUGAAUUUUAUGAAAACGUGUUCAGGUAUCUGCAUUGAAAAUUAAUUAAUUUAGAAGAUAUGUUGAUUUUAACAUUAUACCUGGGCUUAUGUAUGCUACAGCGUUUCUUCUCUACGCAGUCUAAAUGUACAAGGGUACAAAUAAUCGUGUUGAUAUUAACAUGUUUUUUCACGUUAAUCAAUUUUUUACACGCGCCUCUUAAUAAUUCUUUUACGACAAAUAUGAAAAAAAAAUAGAUUAACUGUUCUGUGAAAAAGACACAGUUUCGUUGAAAUAAAUAGAAGUGAUUUAGAAAUCUUUCAAAUUUGUUCACUUUUGGAGAAAAUACAUACGACAAACGAUCUAUAUAUCAUUUAAAGACAUUGAAUUUUAUCUGAUGAAAAUUUGUUCAGCUUUCUAUUGUUUCAAAACCAUGAUUUGAUGCAAUUGUACGGAUCGCGCUGUACAACAUUAUUUUAUAUUACAAUAUUUAAAGCAAAUAAUGAUUUCUCAACCAAUUUGAUCAUCGAUCAAGCAGAACCGUUAUUUGUUUGUAUUAAGACGCUUUUGUUGAAUGGCAACUAUAUGCGUUAAGGCUAGCGAAAAGUGAUUCUAAACGAAAACGAUAAGAAACUUGUGCUAGAUGCAAUCGAUGUGUUGCGUUGUUGUAAGGUUCGGGGAAAAAAGUUCAAAUUCUCUUGAUCAAAUCAGUAUUAUACUUAAACGAAUCAAAAAGUCAAAGAACCAUAUCACUUGAACGGGAGCCGUAGAACAGGACCGUGAGAGAUUAAUAGUAGUAAUAAUUCUAAUGAAAUGAUAAUACUGAUAUUAGUUAUAGUAAUAAUAGCAAUGAUAAUAUUUUAUAUUCGUUGCAAAAUAGAGAUGUAAAAUUUCUGGAAAGAUUGGAUCAUCGAAACGGAUCACUAAACUUUAGUCUCAAUAAACAAUGAAAAAAAAGAACAAAACGCAAAAAAAAACGCAAAAAAUAAAUAAAAAAUUGACUCGGAUGUUACUAUAGACGCAUCUUAACGUACAAUCUCGGUCUGUUCUCUGCAUACUGUUAUCGCGGAAAUUCAUUUUGGUUAUGGUAACGAUCGUUUUUUCUCUCACUAAUUUCUAUUAGCACUGUUAGCCACCGCUCAUCAAGCGUUUCCAUUAUUGCUUCGAUCGAGGACUGAUAAUAAAUCUGCCUGUUCGUUUUCUUCUUCCUGCGACGCUUUUUGCGAAACAAAAUUCAACUAAACAUAACAAUAAAUUCUAAAGUACAAGCAAUUAACUGUCGUUUACUUAUAUAAAGAUUGAAAUACUUAAGAGCUCAAUUAUUUUUGGUAUAUUUGAAGACGAUACGACCUACAUUUACAAUGUACUAGGUGUUGUAAUGAAACUUAACGAUGUGAUUAAACGUAAAACUUUCUCGAUAGUUUACAUCUCUAACGUUAAAAAGAUCGACAUCGGUUUUCGCGCGAGAAACAAACGGAUCUACUUAGACGCGAAAAACCAGAAAGAGUAGUUUCUAACAGAGGGCUAGAGCCAUACACGGUGUAUCUGUUUCUUCUUUUGUCUUAGAACGUUUUGUGGACAUACAGGGGUGUAAUUGAGCAGCGUGCUAGAGUUGUAGAGAACACCAGCAAUGGUACGUUUCUGUUGGAGCUGCGAUCAAAUCGGCAAGAGCAUUGAUAAGAGCACUGAUUUAUUGGAGCUAUCGGCCGAAUUUUCAGGUUGCACAAUAAUGAGUGAUUCUGAACGAUUCUUUGCUCUAUAAAAUAAAAGAAUGUAUUUCUAUGCUCUCGUCAACGCUCUUGUUGUUUGGCUUAGUUCCGAUAUAAACGUGUCUUAAACAAGCAGAUAGAGGAAACAAAAA